AUGUCUGAUGGCCUCCCUAACCAACACCAACAACCUCCCCAGCUUGCUGCCAACUUCUACCCACAACAACACCCCUACUUUGCCGAGGGGACGAACCAAGGGAACCAGAUGGACCCCGUACCACCGCAGUGCCCGAUGGCACCACAAACAUCUCAGCAUCGCCAGCCAAGAGACCUCACCUACCAGAAAGAGCUUGACUCCGCCAGAUACCACAUGGACAUGGGAUCAAACUAUGACACCUGCAUUCUCAGACCCUUCUUUGACAUGCUGGACUGGCACGAUGCCUACAUCCAAACUGCUGAACAAGCAGGUUGGAACACCAUUGCCACCCCACGGCCUGAGCUCAAUGGUGAUGAGAAUCUCAACACAUCAGAUUCCCAUGAACAAGUUGCUGCACUCAAGGAACAAAUAUCCUCCCUGCAAUCUCAACUGCAGUCCCUUACCUCAGAUCCUCUCCUCUCCAAUGAAUCCUCAGACAAACCCACUCUCCUCCAGAGAAUGCACAUCCCUGCUGAACCCAGUCUCUUACACAGAAUGCAACCCAAACAUGCACACUCCCAUUCCCCAUCACCCGACUCAUCGGACAAGGACGAAACAAGGUUUAAGAAACCAAAGCUGGAUAAAUCAAAAAUUAGCUUUCUCAAAAAGAAAGUGGGCACUAAAUCUCUCUCACCUAGACACAAAGCCAUUGCCAAGCAAGUUGAGAAUUUCGGCCAUGACAUCAAUACCACAGUCCAAAUGGUUAUCAACAAUCCAUACAUGCCCCCCUUCCCGCCCUCACUCUGGAAACAAGUCCUUCUCGACCAACCUGUGGACUUCAACCUCAUCCUCUCCCAUGCCCUCAGCCCCUUUGCUGACACCUACACCAUUGACGACAAGGGAAACUUCACCACAUCCAAACAGCAACUUACCCAUGAGGUCAGAACUGAGGGACAAUGGAACCGAGUCUGGCGUAUCUACGCAGAUGCCAUCUGCGCGAUCUUCACUGAACCUGACCAAUGCGAUGAGCUCAGAGAGUAUGAAACCCACAUUGGAAAACUCUUUGGUUCUACUGUCCACACCUACAUCCAUGCUGCCUGCAGGUCCAUUGGAGAAUCACGACGAAUCCUCUUUAACAAUACCCAAGAGUUUAUCCACCUCAAAGACAUGUAUAUCUUGUCUGAUGGAGCUGGCGUCAUCAGUUCAAGGCCUCCUACAGCAUGA
Messenger RNA from Lentinula edodes (shiitake mushroom), 1203 nucleotides. RefSeq lists its product as uncharacterized. The coding region runs from base 1 to 1203 and encodes 400 amino acids. NCBI's taxonomy places the organism in Eukaryota, Fungi, Basidiomycota, Agaricomycetes, Agaricales, Omphalotaceae. The transcript is spliced from 2 exons. The record is from RefSeq and is a predicted model, not a curated record.